Panicum virgatum (switchgrass) is the source of this 1494-nucleotide messenger RNA. Its product is annotated as probable staphylococcal-like nuclease CAN2. Gene Ontology annotation, cellular component: cytoplasm. NCBI's taxonomy places the organism in Eukaryota, Viridiplantae, Streptophyta, Magnoliopsida, Poales, Poaceae. Bases 161 to 1255 code for a protein of 364 amino acids. The transcript has 9 exons. The record is from RefSeq and is a predicted model, not a curated record.
AGGCCGGGCCGGGUCCCACCGCCUCUCCUCGCACUCUGUCAUGGUAAAGCAAAGGCAGCCAAACAAGUAGGGAGGAGGAGGAGCAGCAGCAGCAGCACAGACUGACCAAAGAAGAAGAAGAGAGCUUGAAGAAGGUAGGGGAAGGGAUCCCUGACCAUCCAUGGGGAACAUCCUGAGGGCCUGCUUCAAGGGAGACGACCACGGUGACGAUCACUACCCCUACUACCGCCCCACCUCCAGGCCGCCCUCCUACCAGCCGCAGUACCACUACUACGGCGAUGCUGACCUGCCUGCAGCAGCCUCUCUUCGGCCUCAUCAGCAACCUCAUGGCGGCGUCGCCUCCCUGGCUCAGGACCUCCUCAACUUCGAAUCCACAUCCAUGGUUCCUGCAGCACUCGGACAGAAUGUUACAUCAUCCAAGAAAGCACAGGCUAAGUGGUACCAGAAUAUUUUGGAGGCAUAUAAGAAUAUGAGGCCCCCACCAAAAACACCAGCAGAGGCUGCCCUGCUAAUUGCCACGGCCCUAAGCAGAAUUCAGAGACAUGAUUUGGAGGCUGUUCUUGCAUUUUACAACCUCCCAAUCCCAUCACUCCCUGCAGCAUCAGCAUCCUCAGACCACCCUACAUCCUCACUACCAGAGGGCGUACAGUUUGUUCUGAGCACUUUGCCGGUUCACAACAAGUGCAUCGGGGAUGGCGAUGGCUUUACUGCCUAUGUUAACACGGCAGAGCCGAGGGAGUCUGGGAAUGUGCCAUUGGAAGUCCAUGAGAUGGUGAUUAAAAGAACUCAAGCACGAGCUGAUAGAGAUUACCCAACGGCUAAUGCUCUUCAAAGGAGCCUUGAUGAAGCAGGAUAUAAGAUAAUAAAGAUUUCAGGCGAAGAGAUACUUGCAAGGAAAUACCGGAUUAGAAUGAGAGGCAUUGAUGCACCCGAGCUUAAAAUGCCUAAUGGGAAGGAAUCAAAAGAUGCAUUGGUGAAACUCAUUGGUGGGAAAAGUGUCACAAUUUAUGUGUAUGGACAGGACCAGUUUGGGCGUUACGUGGGAGACAUUUAUUGUGAUAAUGUGUUCAUCCAGGAGCAAAUGCUGAAGAGUGGUCAUGUAUGGCAUUUCAAGACCUACGACAAGCGCCCAGAGUUCGCACAGUGGGAGAGAGAGGCAAGAGCUGCACACCGAGGGCUUUGGGCAUCAGAGAACCCGGAGAAACCGUGGGAUUGGAGAAGAGAUCAGCGCAAUGCAAACAUUCAGGUCUACUGAUGGAGCUGAACUUAGUGUUUAGAGCCCUGAAAUGAUCUGGUAGCCUCACAGUUUCUUAGUGAGGUCCGUGUACAGCUUGCUGAAAUGAAUGCAUAUCAGAAACCAAAAAGUUUGUGUGGUUUUGUGUGUGGAAGAAAUCACAAGAGCACCACAGAGAAAUGUUAUCGAUUCCUCUCAGGAGAAAACAAUAGAACGGGGAGGAAAAAAAAUAUAACAUUGCAGUGUUAGCCUGCCUUAUA